Molecule: messenger RNA, 420 nt
Organism: Soboliphyme baturini
Lineage: Eukaryota; Metazoa; Nematoda; Enoplea; Dioctophymatida; Soboliphymatidae
Source: the annotation of a GenBank genome assembly
AUGGGUGGUGUAAAAAGCACAAGAAAUGGUGCCGCCACUGCCGCAGUUGUCAUUGUCAUCGAUUUUGGUCCCUCCCCGGGCGAUGCACAGAAACAGGAGCUCGAAUUUGCGCCGCUUCUUGGCGAUGAUCACGACGACGCCUCGUUCUGGACCGGACCAAACCGAACUCAGUUCCGUCUGUCUUCUGUCUGUCACACUUCGCGAAACCGGCGGCCGUUUUGGCCAAAGUACCGUCACCCGCCGCCCAAAGAAAGACCGCCACCACCACUGUACACACGAACCGAGCCGUUCGACGUCGCUCGCCUUUCAAUCUUGUCCGGCGUGAGUACUGUGGGAAAACCGACGACCGUGCGCUCAAUGCCACCAGUACAGUACGGGUUUGUCAAACCGGUAUUCCAGCUUUUUCAGUCCGGCAUGUGA